CGACUAAACCCACGAAUGUGAAUCUGUGUUGGAGUAUAUAGUUGAAGGUAGGCUUGAAUCUUUUGGUUCCUGCAUGACUACUCCAAUUGAAUUGUGGCUUUAAUUAAAUGAAGAAAAGGAGAAACGUCACACUUGAUACAAAAACGUUGCACCAAAUAUUAUUAAUAAAUUAUACUUAUACAAGGAGUGAAAGAGUAGGCGAACCACUCAGUAAUUGCUUCCAAGUGCCGUCUCUCUUUCUCUCUCGGUUCAUUGUUUCAUUUGGAAGAUUCAGCUCUAAAUUUGACCCUAAAAAAGUCAGCCAUGUAUUAGUUUUUUUAUAUAUUUAGAAAAGAGAUACAACUAAAAAGAAAAAGGCUACUAUAUGGUAUAAAGAGAGACACUGCCGUACAGAGCUGUGUGACCUGAAGCCACCACGCAAAGGGUCUCUUCCUCUUCUUUAGCUUCCUUCUUCUCUAUAUAUUCAUGCUAUUUUCAUUUCUUUAACAAAAUCCAACGUAUUCAUAUGCAGAGAAAGCCAAAAAAACAAACAAACAAACCUCUUUUCUUUGUGUUUAACGAUGGGAAGCUUCUUCAUCCUCCUUUGCUUCUUGUUAUUCUCCUUCUUUUUCUUCAACGGAGCAUUUGGGAAUACAUGGACCAGAACGGAAAUGGUGGAGAUGGCUGGCUACGGUGAACAGAAACUCUCCUCUGUCAUCAUCGCCGGAUCUCUUCUCUGCGACACUUCACGUCCUUACCUUCACUCUGUCCCUAUUCCAGGUGCCACUGUUGCCAUCAAAUGCCAAACUGGAUCCAAAAGGAGGUCCAAAUGGAUUAAGGCUGUUACUGAUGAAUUGGGAGAGUUUGAAAUCGAUCUCCCCUCCCAACUCCACGCGAUUCCAGACCUCGAAAACAAAUGUUUCAUCAAGCCAGUAUAUGUGCCUAGGCACUAUAGAUGCUAUCACACCUCUACCAAUAUACACAAACGUAUUAAACUUGUUUCCUCUACCAAUGGCCUCCGAGUCUACACCUCAGGGAAGAUCAGGUUACAGGGCCACACUUCAAGAUCAUAGCAAGCUCGUUGUGUCAACAAAAGAUUUGAACAGAAACAACAGAUUCUUCAAGUUCCAUCUUGUGAAAAGGAUUUGUUCUUUUGGUCCUCGUUUGUUUAGCUGGCGCUACAGUCACAGAACCGAGUUGAGUCUCUCUAAAUUGUUUGCAUCAUGUAUAAAAAGGCUUCUAUGUUUUUGAUA
Molecule: messenger RNA, 1232 nt
Organism: Arabidopsis lyrata subsp. lyrata
Lineage: Eukaryota; Viridiplantae; Streptophyta; Magnoliopsida; Brassicales; Brassicaceae
Exons: 2
Coding region: 561-1052 (163 amino acids)
Source: RefSeq, a predicted model, not a curated record